AUGUCUUCUUCCGGCAGUUACUCCAACCCUCCAUGCGCUACCUGCAAAUGCUUGAGAAGAAAAUGCUUGCCAAGUUGCAUUUUUGCUCCUUAUUUCCCUCUAGAGGAGCCAAUAAAGUUCACAAUCGUACACAAAGUAUUUGGUGCCAGUAACGUAAGUAAGCUCCUGAAUGAAAUCCAACCACAUCAGAGAGAAGAUGCUGUCAAUUCUCUCGCUUAUGAAGCCGAGGCGCGCUUAAAAGAUCCAGUCUAUGGCUGUGUUGGAGCAAUUUCAGUUCUUCAAAAGCAAGUUAUUCGCCUCUAA
Messenger RNA from Nicotiana attenuata, 303 nucleotides. RefSeq names its product LOB domain-containing protein 25-like. The record is from RefSeq and is a predicted model, not a curated record. The coding region runs from base 1 to 303 and encodes 100 amino acids. The transcript has a single exon. Lineage: Eukaryota; Viridiplantae; Streptophyta; Magnoliopsida; Solanales; Solanaceae.